UUUUAGAACCCUCAAAAUCAGUAUAUCAACCCCGCAAGAUAUUGCUUUGGGGCCGCUAAAUACGUUCCCCGAUUACAAAUUAAAAUUAGAAAGAAAAUCAAAUAGAAGUACUUGCAAAUUGUGAGAGGUCGAGAGGAAGGAGAAAGGAGGAACGAGAGGGAGAAAGCGCUGAAUCAACUAGGAGUAAGACUACUACACUCUACAUCAUAUUUCCGCAUCUCUCUCGGUUCUCAAUUCUCAUCAUCAAUUCCAAUUUUCCCUCUUUCUGCGCUAUUCCUGAAACCCUAAUUUGCCGAUUUUGCUUUCAAAUCUUCUAAUGUCUUGAUUAAAUUCGUUUUUUUGAAUGAAAGCGUGAUACUGUUUGAGGAACUAAAGUUUGAAGCAAAUAUGAUGGAAUUAGGGCAACAAACAGUGGAGUUUUCGACUCUAGUGAGUCGUGCUGCUGCAGACUCGUUUAUUGCUCUUAAGGAUUUAGUGGAUAAAUCGAAGUCUUCUGAUAUGUCUGAUUCAGAAAAGAAGAUUAAUCUUCUUAAGUUUAUUGUCAAGACUCAGCAACGUAUGUUACGUCUCAAUGUUCUUGCUAAGUGGGGCCAACAGGUUCCAUUGAUACAAUAUUGCCAACAACUUGUAUCUACCCUCUCAAGUCAUGAUACUUGCUUCACACAGACAGCAGAUUCACUAUAUUUUAUGCAUGAGGGGCUCCAGCAAGCACGUGCACCUAUUUAUGAUGUCCCAUCAGCGAUUGAAGUUCUUCUUACAGGAUCAUAUGAACGUUUGCCCAAAUGUAUAGAAGAUGUGGGCAUGCAAAAUUCCUUAAAUGAAAUUCAACAAAAGCCAGCUUUAAAAAAGCUAGAUAUUCUUGUGCGGUCUAAAUUGCUUGAGACUUCACUUCCAAAGGAUAUAUCUGAGGUUAACGUUUCAGAUGGUACAGCACUUUUGCGUGUGGACGGGGAAUUUCAGGUGCUAGUUACUCUUGGUUAUAGAGGACAUCUAAAUCUAUGGAGGAUAUUACAUUUAGAGCUUCUUGUUGGCGAGAGAAGUGGGGCUAUAAAGCUUGAAGAGCAGAGACGAUUUGCCUUGGGAGAUGAUUUGGAGCGCAGAAUGGCUGCAGUAGAUGAGCAACAAAAUCCGUUUAUGAUACUAUACUCAGUUCUGCAUGAAUUUUGUGUGGCACUCAUUAUGGAUACUGUUAUAAGGCAGGCCCAUGCACUUCGUCAAGGAAGAUGGAAAGAUGCAAUUAAGUUUGAACCUAUAUCUGAUGGUAGCUCAACACAGGGAGGAAGUGCUUCAUCCAUGCAAAUAAGUCAGGAUGGAGAAUAUGAGGCAUCCAGUCAUCGCACUCCAGGGGUGAAGAUUGUUUACUGGUUAGAUUUAGAAAAGAACUUGGGUGCAUCUGAUGGUGGAGGAUGCCCAUUCAUCAAAAUAGAACCAGGACCUAAUCUCCAGAUCAAAUGUAUUCAUAGUACAUUUGUUAUAGACCCAUUAACAGGCAAAGAGGCAGAGCUUGAGCUGGAUCACAGCUGCAUUGAUGUGGAGAAGUUGCUGCUAAAAGCUAUACGUUGCAAUAGAUAUACACGUUUGCUUGAAAUUAGUAAAGAGCUUACAAAAAAUGGUCAAAUCUUUCGAGGUAAUGGCGAUGUUCUCCUUCACGACAGUGUGGUUGAGACAGGUGUGGAGCAUAAGAAGAAAGACGCAAAGGACUCAAAUGGACAAGAAGUUCUAUAUGUGCGUGCAUAUGGUUCAUCCUUUUUUAUUUUGGGGAUAAACAUACGAAAUGGACGUUAUCAACUACAGUCAUCCAGAAAUAUUAUUGCUCCAUCAGCAUUGUCUGAUUCUGAGGAUGUUCUAAAUCAGGGAACUCAAAGUGCAGCUGAAGUCUUAAUGCAUUUGCGAAGCAAAUGUAUUUUGCACUUGUUUGCAUCAAUUGGCAAGUUUUUGGGCCUUGAGGUGUAUGAAAAUGGGUUCUCUUCAUUGAAAAUUCCGAAAAGUAUCUUAAGUGGUGCAAACUUUUUGCUGAUGGGAUUUCCUGACUGUGGGAACUCAUAUUUUUUGCUUAUGCACUUGGACAAAGAUUUUAAAAUUGUUUUUGAACUGCUUGAAACACAGCUUGAACAACCUGGAAAAUCUAGCAACUUUGUUGUUAGACGUUGCAAGGACAUUGAUGCAAGUCAAAUGCAGUUGCUUGAAGACGAAAUGAAUUUGAGCAUUCUUGACUUCAGAAAAGUGGGUGCUUUUCUUCCUGGUGUUGGGAGCCCCAAUCAACCUUCUGAACAUCGUCUGUUGCAUGAUUUUAAUCAUGAGGGACUGAUGCCAAUUGCACCAUGUUUGCCAUCAAGAUUUUCCUCUAUCAUAGAUGAAUUUUUUGAGCUUGAAAAGGAAACUUGUGCACCUUUUUCUGGAACUAAUGUUUCUUCAUCAUGUAAUACAUCUUCUGCUUCUCAUUUGGGCUCUCUACCUCUCAAUCAUAAUUCUUCUAGAGUUGCAAUCUCUUCUUCUAAGUGGGAGGGAAAUGCUCAGACUUCACACAUCAAUCCUGCUGUCAAAAGUUCUGCUCAAUAUAAUGGUUCUCCGUAUUUGGCACCUAAUACCAAAGGUUUAAGUCAGUCGUAUUCUGUAAGUUCCCUUCCUUAUGCCCAGCAGAAGAACUGUGCUAUGCAGAAGCUUUCAGUUUCUAAAUCAGAGCAAGAUCUUGGUUCUCUAAGAUCAUCUCAAUCAGCAGAAGUAAGUUCUUUUAGGUUGAUGGGUGAAGAUCGUCUGAAGUUAAUUAAUGAACAAUCACAAGAUGGUGGAUCAUCGUAUAUUUCAUCUCCUCAGGCUGCUGGUGCCCUUGUAUUUGGAUCAGGUGUCAAUGGAAGUACAGUAUGUUUUGGAACUGCUUCUGAACAUGAUAGAGAAUCUAGGAAAAGGAAAGUUUCAGAUAUGCUGAAUUCUUUACCAUCACUUCGAGGCCAUGUUGAUGAAGCUUCCACGAGGAGACGAUUAUCACUUGAUCAGCCUUCUGUACAUUCUACUGUUUUAUCAAAUGCUAUACGUAGUUGUGCAGGAUAUAGUUAUGGUGAUCUUAUUUCUGAAGCAAACAAGGGAAAUGCGCUUUCAGGUGUAUAUAUAUCAGUGCUUCUCCAUGUGAUUAGACAUUGCUCUCUGUGUAUAAAGCAUGCCAUGCUAACUAGCCAGAUGGAGGCUCUUGAUAUUCCUUUUGUUGAAGAAACUAGUAUUAGAAAUCCAUCUGUAAACAUUUGGUUUAAACUCCCAUCUGCUAGAGGAGAUUCAUGGCAACACAUCUGCUUGCGACUUGGAAAACCUGGAAGUUUAUGCUGGGAUGUGAAGAUUAAUGAUCAACAUUUUAGAGAUCUGUGGGAACUUCAGAAGGGCAACAGUAAUACGCCAUGGGGAAGUGGUGUUCGUAUAGCUAAUACAUCUGACAUGGACUCUCAUAUCCGUUAUGAUUCUGAAGGUGUCGUGCUUAGUUACCAAUCAGUUGAAGUGGAUAGCAUUAAGAAGCUUGUAGCUGAUAUUCAUAGACUCUCUAAUGCGAGAAUGUUUGCCCUUGGUAUGCGGAAGCUGUUGGGUGUAAAGACUGAAGAGAAACUAGAUGACGGUGCAAAUUCAGAUGGUAAAUCAGGUGGAGCUAAAGUCGCUGUUGAUGGAGUGGACAAAUAUUCGCAAAUGAGGAAGGCUUUCAGAAUUGAAGCAGUUGGCCUUUUGAGUCUCUGGUUUAGUUUUGGUUCUGGGGUCCUGACACGUUUUGUUGUUGAAUGGGAAUCUGAUAAAAAAGGUUGUACAAUGCAUGUGUCGCCAGAUCAGCUUUGGCCCCAUACGAAGUUUCUUGAGGAUUUUAUUAAUGGAGGCGAAGUAGCAUCCCUACUGGACUGCAUCUGCCUUACUGCAGGACCUUUACACGCACUUGCCGCAGCUACACGAAAUGCUCGAGCUGGUCAGGCUGCCAUCGUUCCCGGAGUUGGCUCAACUAUCACAUCAUCCCGACAAGGGACAUAUGUUUCUGCUCAAGGAGUCCCCGCUAGUUGUUUGUUGCCAAAUGUGGGUCAGGGAAUCGCUGGUACCGCAAAUUCUGUUGCAUCUGCAGCUACUGCUGCUCUCAGGAAUCACACAGCUGUCAUGUUGGCAGCUUCUGGCAGGGGUGGCUCAGGCAUUGUUCCCAGCUCAUUGUUACCUAUUGACGUUUCUGUUGUGCUGCGAGGGCCUUAUUGGAUAAGAAUAAUAUACCGGAAACAUUUUGCAGUUGACAUGCGGUGUUUUGCUGGAGAUCAGGUUUGGCUUCAACCAGCCACGCCCCCUAAGGGAGGCCCUUCUGUUGGGGGUUCAUUACCCUGUCCUCAGUUCAGACCUUUUAUCAUGGAACAUGUUGCUCAGGAAUUGAAUGGUUUAGAACCUAAUUUUGCUAGUGGGCAGCAGACUGGUGCACUGCCGAGUUCCAACAAUCUGACUCCCGGUUCAAGUCCACAACUUCCUUCGGCGAAUGGAAGUAGAGUUAAUCUUUCAAGUGCUUCUGGACUCUCCAGGCCAAAUGUACAAGUUUCUGGUGUGAAUCGUGCUGGAAAUUCCCUUUCAGCACCUUCUAGCAUGACCGCAACUGGUGCCGGAUUGGCUUUACGGAGAUCUACAGCUGCAGGUGUGCCUGCUCAUGUUAGAGGAGAGUUGAAUACUGCAAUUAUUGGCUUAGGGGAUGAUGGUGGAUAUGGUGGUGGAUGGGUUCCUCUUGUUGCUCUUAAAAAGGUUCUAAGAGGAAUCUUGAAAUACCUAGGGGUUCUGUGGCUCUUUGCACAGCUACCCGACCUUUUAAAAGAGAUCCUUGGUUCAAUUUUAAAAGAUAAUGAGGGGGCAUUAUUGAAUUUGGACCAGGAGCAACCAGCUUUGCGCUUCUUUGUGGGAGGCUAUGUGUUUGCUGUAAGUGUCCAUAGAGUUCAGCUUCUCCUGCAAGUUUUAAGUGUGAAGCGGUUUCAUCAGCAACAGCAGCAACAGCAGCAGAACCCGGCAUCUGCCCAAGAGGAACUAACACAAUCAGAAAUAAGUGAGAUCUGUGACUACUUCAGCCGCCGCGUUGCAUCAGAGCCAUAUGAUGCUUCACGUGUGGCAUCAUUUAUUACCCUCCUUACAUUGCCAAUAUCGGUUUUAAGAGAAUUCUUGAAACUUAUUACUUGGAAAAAGGUUAUGUCACAAUCACAAGGUGGAGAUGUAGCGCCUGCACAAAAACCCCGUAUAGAAUUGUGCCUUGAAAAUCAUGCUGGUUUGAAUAUGGAUGGGACUUCAGGAAACUUAUCUGCUUCUAAAAGUAAUAUCCAUUAUGAUCGGCCGCUCAACUCUGUCGACUUUGCUCUAACUGUUGUUCUUGACCCUGCUCAUGUUCCUCAUGUAAAUGCAGCUGGUGGUGCAGCUUGGUUACCUUAUUGUGUUUCAGUGAGGUUACGAUACUUUUUUGGGGAGAAUCCGACUGUUUCCUUUCUUAGUAUGGAAGGAAGCCAUGGAGGCCGUGCUUGUUGGUCGAGAGUUGAUGAGUGGGAAAAAUGUGAACAGAGGGUGGCUCGUGCCAUAAAAAUUCCUGGAUCUAUGUCUUCAGAGAUUUCUCAAGGGAGGCUGAAACUAGUUGCAGAUAAUGUCCAAAAGGCACUGCAUUUAUGUUUGCAGGGUCUUAGAGAUAGUGGUGCUGGAGGCGCUGCAAGUUCUGGAGCGACAUGAAAUCUUCCAGAUUGCCUAGUAACAUGUUAACUUUUGCACACCUUUUUCUCGAUAUCUGACAUUUGGGAUAUUUUGGUAUGUGUUCAAUAUGUCUAUAUCAAGCAAGGAUGAGAGCCAGUCAUUCAUGCUACCGUCAAGGCAGGCUUGCUCUUCAAUCUUCGGUGCAAAUGGAAAUGAUGGGCGGCUUGGAGAGUUUUCAAGGCCCUCUUUAUCAUGGGUAGUUUAUUAAAAGGUCUGGUUUUAUUAGCAGGUAACUUCAGUAUGACGCUUGGACGCAUGAUAUGCCCGAGGGUGAUAUAGUUUUGAGGUAGCGAAGAUCCAACUAGGUAAUUAGUUCAUCUUGUACAGAUUAGUUCUCUGGGCUGGAAUUUGUGUAAAGGUAUAGUUCGAAUUGUUCGGCCCAUUUUUCAUAAACUUAAAUCGUACGUUUAGUAUUAGUAUUAAGACUGUUUUCGGUAGAGUGGAAUUGGGUGUGUGUUUAAGAGAUCAAGUGUAUGAUUUAACCACUUAUUGAUAGAAAACUAUGAUGAUUUAUUAGUAAGAUACUAUAAUAUCAUAUCUAAUCAUUUAAACAA
This is a messenger RNA of Amaranthus tricolor (Joseph's coat), 6269 nucleotides long. RefSeq names its product mediator of RNA polymerase II transcription subunit 14. Gene Ontology annotation, molecular function: transcription coregulator activity. Gene Ontology annotation, biological process: regulation of transcription by RNA polymerase II. The transcript has 8 exons. NCBI's taxonomy places the organism in Eukaryota, Viridiplantae, Streptophyta, Magnoliopsida, Caryophyllales, Amaranthaceae. Gene Ontology annotation, cellular component: core mediator complex; mediator complex. The record is from RefSeq and is a predicted model, not a curated record. Bases 388 to 5694 code for a protein of 1768 amino acids.